Molecule: messenger RNA, 2144 nt
Organism: Rhipicephalus microplus (southern cattle tick)
Lineage: Eukaryota; Metazoa; Arthropoda; Arachnida; Ixodida; Ixodidae
Gene: Mettl3
Product: methyltransferase like 3
Biological process (GO): RNA methylation; mRNA modification
Cellular component (GO): nucleus; RNA N6-methyladenosine methyltransferase complex
Molecular function (GO): mRNA m(6)A methyltransferase activity
Source: RefSeq, a predicted model, not a curated record
AACACGCGAAUUGGUCGUAAAUGGCAGCGUUCAUAGUUUGUCCAAUGUCUCCUUUGUCAAACCAAACUUGGCGCUGGUAUUGCUGGUAUCACAAUCACUCCUCAGCCAGCCUUUGCUAACGAAAGCGUUUUUCUCCAAACGCCGAUGAACACAUAACCGGGAUCCCUCGCGGUGCUGCGGCUAAGAGAGGACCACGAAGUUCUCUGCCGAGUGGUCCUCGGUGAAGUCUUCUCAGCCUCGGCCGGCGCUUAGCUGUGGCUUAGCUUUCUUUGCACUCCAAAGCGCGCAGCGUACGGCCUAAUCAUGUCGGAUGCAUGGAAGGAUAUGCAAGAGUUCAAAUCGCGGCAGACUAGCCUGCGUGAGCGUCUUCAGCGUCGCAAAAAAGAGCGCCAAGAGAUAGUCCAGGCCAUCUCAACGGAGCCUGUCGUGAGUGCCGGCGAGGACAGUAGCGGAGCGCUGAGCACCGCAAUAAACCAACCCGUGGGAUCUCCGCAACCAGGCCACCAGACGACCGCCGCCCAAGGCCCCAGCACCGACUCUCCGGCUCCUCCCGAUGUGGACGAAGUGGAACGCCGCUUGCUGCGCUGUCUUCUUGAUGUCGCACUGGACUUGCCGGCGGACACGCGCAGGCUGCAGAAUAUCGUGAGCAGAUCACUUGGCCGGGAUAUUGAUCACAGCGCCCUUGAGGACUUGCUGCACAAGCUGGCUGCACAAGAACUGAUCGCACUUGGGGAAGAUGUUACGGCUGAAGGGACCCCCUUCCUCCAAGUGACCUCGACCGAGCACACUCGCCUACAAGCCUUCGUUGAUGCCCAGGGGGACGGCGACGAGAUGCGCGAGAAGCGGGGACAGAAGCGUUCUGCACCCGACCCAAUCGAGUCGCUGCUCUCCCUUCCAUCUGCCCGAGAGAAAGAGACCAAGCAAGUGGGCGAGGAGAUUCUAGAGCUUCUGAGCAAACCAACUGCCAAAGAGCGUUCUCUUGUUGAACGUUUUCGCUCUCAAGGCGGUGCACAGGUGCAAGAGUUCUGCCCACAUGGCACCAAACAGGAGUGCAGCCGCAGCUCCAGCACUGGGACGGCUUGUAGCAAGCUGCACUUCAACAAGAUCAUCCAGAAGCACACAGAUGAGUCCCUGGGCGACUGCUCUUUCCUCAACACAUGCUUUCACAUGGACAGCUGUAAAUACGUGCACUAUGAGGUGGAUAGCAGUUCGGUGCCAGUGAGCAGACCUCCAGCGCCAGCACCAUCGGGCGACUCUUCCCCACCGGCGCUGCUGCGGGGCACGGGGCCAACUGUGCUGCACCCUCCUCAGUGGAUUCAGUGCGACUUACGCUACUUCGACAUGAGCAUUUUGGGAAAGUUCUCGGUGGUGAUGGCAGACCCACCCUGGGACAUCCACAUGGAACUCCCCUACGGCACCAUGUCCGACGAUGAGAUGCGGCAGCUCAAUGUUCCCAGCCUGACCGAUGAUGGCCUGAUCUUCCUGUGGGUUACCGGGAGAGCCAUGGAGCUAGGCCGAGAAUGCUUAAAACUCUGGGGUUAUGAACGCUGUGACGAGCUCAUCUGGGUCAAGACCAACCAGCUACAGCGCAUCAUCCGCACCGGCCGCACAGGCCACUGGCUCAAUCACGGCAAGGAGCACUGCCUUGUGGGAGUCAAGGGCAACCCAAAGGACAUUAACCGGGGCCUCGACUGUGACGUGAUAGUUGCCGAGGUUCGUGCGACGAGUCACAAGCCCGAUGAAAUAUACGGUAUUAUUGAGCGCCUGUCUCCAGGCACGCGCAAGAUUGAGCUCUUUGGACGACCACACAACGUCCAGCCCAACUGGAUCACUCUCGGCAAUCAAGUAGAGGGAGUCCGGCUAACAGAUCCUGUGCUCAUUAAUGAGUUCCGGAAGCUUUAUCCAGAUGGUGACUGCAUGAAAAAGCCACCAGAACCCGUCAGCAUGGGCGUGGAUAUGUGGCCCCCGGAUCCCCACAUGAGCCGGCCGAUGAUGAAUGCCAUGGUUGGGUACAGCGAUCCAAUGGGUAUGCCAGAACCCGGUCUUAUGUAUGAAGGAAUUCCCCCUGUACCAUAUCAUCACUAUCCUCCACCACCAAUUGUGACACCUAUACCACGCCAAUAAAAGCUCUCUCGAUAGCCAUA